AUGGACUUGAAAGCCCAUUUUACUCCCAGCAGCAAGGUCGGAAUUCCUGGCCUUUUAGUGAAUUUAUUCAACGUUUACUUAUUCUUAACAACAAAAUCGCUCCGAACUCCCUACGGUCACCUGACGAUCUCUCGCUGUAUAGCAAAUGCUCAUAAAAAGACUACAUAUGCGAUGUCUGAUAGCAAACGCAAAAGUGAUAGGCGUAUAAUACGGAUAGUCAUCCAGGGAAUCAUCCAAGACUCCACUUUUCUCCUUGAGACGCUUGUAUUCACUUUCGCUCCUGUGAUAGUUGAAAGUACAACGGGAAUAUUUGUUUGCUACUCUUUGAUAUGGGAGCUUGCUCAUGCCAUUGAUGGGUGGGGCUAG
Messenger RNA from Cylicocyclus nassatus, 366 nucleotides. The record is from the annotation of a GenBank genome assembly. Lineage: Eukaryota; Metazoa; Nematoda; Chromadorea; Rhabditida; Strongylidae.